AUGAUGCACACAGAUGAUGACGAGAACCACUCGUACGCACAUGAAACAACAAUGUCAAUCCUUGAACAGUUAAAACCCUAUUCAUGGGAAUCCAAAGCAGUGAUGGUGCUGGCAGCAUUCUCUGUGGAAUAUGGCACUUUCUUCCAUCUUUCGCAGGUUUCUGCAGAAGACAGCCUUGGGAGAUCAUUAGCAGUGUUUGAAGGUUAUGAAGAAGAGUUUGUGCCUUCUUUGACAGAAGCCAUGCAUGAGUUCCCUGCGUUUGUUUAUUGGGUUGUCCUCACCAUUGUUGCUUGUGCUCUUCAUUUUAAGUUCUUCUUGGGUUCUCAUUGGAAGGCCAUAUAUAAUUUAUCGUCUAUCAGCAGCAAGAUUUUCGCGGUUCAUAGCAAAAUCAAGGCGCUUACAGGGAGGAUAAGGAAAGAGAUAGCACACGCAUAUGGGAGCCCCGAAAGUUCAAAAGGAAUGUUAGACAUUUUAAUUGAAGAUUUAGAUCUCUCAGAUUAAUCUUAACUAUGAGGCGAUGGUGAAAAAAAAAAGGAAGGGUUUUGAUGAAAAAGGAAGAAGAAAAUGGCAUAGAUUAAUGGAAUCUUGUAUAGUUUUUUGUUUGUUACAUCAAGUGUUAACCUCCAUAUUUAGCACUCAAAAAUAUUUUUUCAAUAACAUUUUAACAUCUUAGAGUAA
Neltuma alba is the source of this 678-nucleotide messenger RNA. RefSeq names its product protein SIEVE ELEMENT OCCLUSION B-like. Lineage: Eukaryota; Viridiplantae; Streptophyta; Magnoliopsida; Fabales; Fabaceae. The record is from RefSeq and is a predicted model, not a curated record. Gene Ontology annotation, biological process: phloem development. The coding region runs from base 1 to 501 and encodes 166 amino acids. The transcript has 4 exons.